Molecule: messenger RNA, 881 nt
Organism: Cotesia congregata
Lineage: Eukaryota; Metazoa; Arthropoda; Insecta; Hymenoptera; Braconidae
Source: the annotation of a GenBank genome assembly
GAUCUAAUAAAAUAUAAAGAGAUAACGGAACUGCACAAAAAUUUGGAUCUGUAUUUUGAGAAAUUGUUGGAAAAUGAAAAAAUGUUAGAGCAUAUUUUAAAAAAAGUAAACAUCUUCAAAUUGCUAUCAGGGGUUCUAACUCUCACGGUCUUUGCAGUCAUCGCAUUUCAAAUUAUCGCUCCACUGAUCUUCAUAAUCAAUUGUAAGGUUCAUCAUGUUGAAAUAAAGAAAUAUCCGCUGAUAUACCCCGGAAAUUAUCCUGGAUUUUUGUACUUAGCCCAUUUUACACUAGAAACAUUUGGGACAUUUGCAUUAUUUUUUGUAACAACGAGCGUGGAUUCGUUAUUUACGCUUUAUAGUUUCCAAAUAAUUAGCCAACUGAGGGAAAUGUCUUAUUGCAUCACGCAUAUUGACAGCGACGACGAUAGUGGAAAAUACAUUUUUCACAGGUGUAUAAUCCAGUAUCAAAAAUUAAUCAAAUGUGUCAAACUUAUGGAGGCUAUUUACGGUCCAGUCGUACUUUGGAUGAUGGGCACAAAUGCUCUUAUACUUUGUGCUUUAUUAUUUCAGUUAUCAAAGAUGAAAACUAUCACAAUUAUUCAAGGCAUUUUGUUUACGUUAUAUGUAAUAUUGAAAUUAUUGCAAACGUUUAUGUAUGCAUGGUGUGAUUCUUGUUUGACAGAAGAGGAUGCUGUUUAUUCUGCAAACUGGCAGGGGAAAAAACAUUUAAUGAGUUCAAUAGUAAUAAUAAUUACACAGAAGCCGUUGGCUAUCACAAUUUUUAAUUAUUCAACUCUUUCUGUUAAUAAUUGUGUAACUAUUGUUGAUACAGCAAUUUCAUACUAUAUUUUAUUACAAUCACUUAAUAACAAGGAAUUAAA